AUGUCAAUGUCUACACAAAGUCUAACUCAGUCGUUCUCUUGCCUUAGCCAACGUCGGACGUGUCGGUUUAUCUCGAAAGAAUUGGAAGUGCAACCGCAGAUGCCACGUAACUACAAACGAAAAAGCACCCGUGGAAAUUGGACUCCGCAGCAGCUUACCCAGGCCAAGGAUGCAGUGGAUAGUGGAAUUUCCCUUAAAGCUGCUUCCAAAACUUUUGGAAUUCCUAGGAGUACGCUACGGGAUCAUGUUUUGGGCAAGGUGGCAAAAUCCAAAUUGGGAUCUCGAGAAACGGUUUUCACACCGGAACAAGAAGCAGAACUUCUGCUGCACCUGCAUGACCUGGAAGCCCGUUUCUACGGAGUAACAAUGGACGAUGCAAGGGCACUAGCUUUCGAGCUAGCAGAACAGAAUAAAAUAACACAUCCGUUCAACAAAAAGAAGAAGAAGGCAGGGCGUGAAUGGCUGACCGGAUUUUUGAAGCGUAAUCCGACACUUUCGUUCCGAAAACCAGAACCCACAUCGGCCGCAAGAGCCAGAGGGUUCAAUAAAGUAUCUGUUAAUUCUUUCUUCGAUAUGUACGAAGUCGCUAUUGAGCAGAAAAGGUUCCGGCCGGAACGCAUCUAUAAUGUCGAUGAAACAGCAAUUUCUACGGUUCCCCCCAAUAAGAAGAAGAUAGCUGCCCGCAAAGGUAAGAAGCAGGUUGGAAUUAUUUCAUCUGCGGAACGAGGAGAGACAACUACCGUUGUAAUGAGUAUGUCGGCGAGUGGUCGUUACCUUCCGCCAUUCGUCGUCUUCCCCCGAACUCGAAUGAGUGAUGCUCUCAAGCAAGGAGCACCAACAGGAACAAAGUUUGCAUGUAAUCCAUCGGGAUACAUGACCGUUGAGAUGUUUGACACCUUCUUCGAUCACUUCAUUGAGCAUGCUCAUGCUUCAGAAUCGGAUCCUGUACUGCUGUUGGUCGACGGCCAUUCGUCGCAUACCAAAAACCUGGCUGUAACAACGAAAGCGCGGAAGAACAAUGUGACCAUUCUUUCCCUUCCACCGCAUUGCAGUAACAAGCUUCAACCUUUGGAUGUCUCGUUUAUGGCUCCAUUCAAAGCAAAUUACUCCAAUGCCGCCGAUGUUUUCCUACGAUCUAACCCAGGACAAGUAAUCGGCCAAUACAAUACAAUGCAGCUUAUGGGAACCGCUUUUGAAAAGACUGCUACAAUAUCGACAGCCGUGAACGGAUUCAAAAAAUGCGGAUUAUGGCCAUGUGAUCGAACAGUUUUCGAUGAAAACUCAUUCGCACCGUCUUUGGUCACAGACCAAGAGUUGCCGAAUGCAACAACGGAAUCCACUCCAGCGUCGCAGGAAAAUAUUGCGGAUCCAUCGACGGCAUCUGGAGCAAUUAACGGAAGCAUGGAUGAAAGUCAGAAAUCUGCGGAAUCGUCCUUUACGAUUCCACCAAGCAGUAUUCUGCCUCUACCGAAGAUGACGGGUCCACGCGUUACAAAACGAAAACGCCGAGUGGAAAAGGCUGAGGAUAUAACUUCAGAUGAUUAUCGUCAAAGCCUGAUUGAUGCCAAAGCUACGAAAGAUAUUGCGUCCAUCAAGAAAAGCAAGAAGGCGGCUACCAAACGAACCUCAAAACGACAAAAGGUUGAAAGUGCUUUGGAAGAUUCACUGUGUGAUCGUUGCGGUGAUUGCUUCUCAAACUCUUGUAACGGAGACGGAUGGAUAAUUUGUACGACAUGCAAAAAGUGGAUCCAUAAUCAAUGUUAUGAGGGCUCCGAUUUGAUUUGCUUUUUCUGUUCUUAG
Molecule: messenger RNA, 1800 nt
Organism: Aedes aegypti (yellow fever mosquito)
Lineage: Eukaryota; Metazoa; Arthropoda; Insecta; Diptera; Culicidae
Exons: 3
Coding region: 1-1800 (599 amino acids)
Cellular component (GO): nucleus
Molecular function (GO): DNA binding
Source: RefSeq, a predicted model, not a curated record